Nematocida parisii ERTm1 is the source of this 399-nucleotide messenger RNA. RefSeq lists its product as uncharacterized. The record is from RefSeq and is a predicted model, not a curated record. NCBI's taxonomy places the organism in Eukaryota, Fungi, Microsporidia. Bases 1 to 153 code for a protein of 50 amino acids. The transcript has a single exon.
AUGCGAUUUACAAAGGGAAUAUUUGUACUUUUAAUACUUUCUCUUUAUAUAUGCAAGCCAUACAUGAAAAAUAAAGCAAAACAGGCCAAAAGAAGAAAAGUUAGAAGAAAUAGUUUGAAAGUGACCGGAAACAUUCUUCAUCUUACAAUAUAAGCAGAAUACGCGCAGUGUAAAUUAAAUGAAAUACCAAAGUUUGCUGAAAUAUAGCGAGAAAGAUUAGAAAUAUAAUGAAUUGCUAGAAUUCCUGGACAAAGUGUCCUUUAAGAGAAAAGUACCCUGAAUUCGGGUUAGUAAAAUUUAGUAGAUUGUUAAUUAUGUUCUAAUAAGAAAAGACGGGGCAGCAUGCUACUUUCUAUAAAGUGUCCAAUUAUGUGCAGCAUAUUAUAGAUAUAACAGGAA